Pleuronectes platessa (European plaice) is the source of this 2326-nucleotide messenger RNA. It is a transcript of the gene ift74, whose product is annotated as intraflagellar transport 74. The record is from RefSeq and is a predicted model, not a curated record. Lineage: Eukaryota; Metazoa; Chordata; Actinopteri; Pleuronectiformes; Pleuronectidae. The transcript has 20 exons. Gene Ontology annotation, cellular component: cilium; intraciliary transport particle B; centrosome. Gene Ontology annotation, biological process: intraciliary transport involved in cilium assembly; cilium assembly. Gene Ontology annotation, molecular function: beta-tubulin binding. The coding region runs from base 108 to 1922 and encodes 604 amino acids.
GCUCCUUCGAUUCAGAAGAAGAAGACUGUUACUUAGUUACCGUCAACAUCUGAAGUUGCUGCGUUGCCCGAGUCACCGUUUGCUGACGUUUGGUUCAUUCAGGCAUCAUGACGAGCCAGCGUCCUCCCUCCAGCAUGGGUCGUCCAAUGAGUCGCACUGGGUCUGCGGCCCCUGGUGCUGGAAGACCCCCAACAGGUGUCCGACCUCCUCCAACAGCUAUACGUGUUGCAACUGGGAUGGUUCCAGGUACAAGUGGUCAUCCUGGUAUGAGGGGCGGGAUCCCAAGUGGCACUGCUGGAGUCCUGUCAGCACAGAUCAAAGUGACUGACAGGCCGGUCACCCAACAGGGGCUCAGUGGGAUGAAGACGGGCAUGAAAGGACCUCAGAGACAGAUUCUGGAUAAAUCCUACUACCUGGGCCUUCUCAGGAGUAAGAUCAAUGAGUUGACCACAGAGACGAGCAAACUGCACAAAGAGAUUGACAACUACAACCAGGAGAACUCUGUCUACCUCUCCUACGAGAAGAGGGCUGAGGGUCUGGCUGCAGAGAUUAAGGAUCUACAAGGCCAGCUUGCUGAUUACAAUAUGCUUGUGGACAAGCUCAACACCAACACAGAGAUGGAGGAAAUGAUGAAUGAUUACAACAUUUUGAAAGCCCAGAACGACAACGGGGCUGAAAGCAUCGACAGCAUCUUCACCGAGAGGAGGGAACGAGAGGAGGCGAUCAGGGGGAUUGAGGAGGAGAUCAAGAGGGAGAGGCAGGUCGCUGAUGAAGUCGUCCAAUCGAUGUCUGCUGCAAAACAAGAGAAGUAUUUCACUAUGGCUUCAGCCAAUGAGGAACUGUUACAGGAGCUCACUGUUCUGCAGGAGGAGUUGGACCUUCUGGUGACCAGGAAGGAGGACUAUGAAGCAGAGCUGGCCCACUCGCAAAUAAAGCAGGAAGUGGUGCGUCUUCAUGAGACUCUGUCAACGCUGGAGGGGAAGCGUGAAGCCAUGGAGGCUGAGCACAAGAGCCUGGGCUCCCCCCAGGAGGAGAGAGAGAAGCUAUUCAAACAGGUGAAGGAAGACAACCAAGAAAUUGCCAGCAUGGAGAGACAGCUCACAGAAACCAGAGACCGGACCACACAAAUCAAAGAGCAGAUCCAACAGCUGGAGCAGGACUCAGAGGAAGCUCAGGGAGAGGUUCAACAGAAAUACAAGGAGCUGAAGAGGAAAGAGGAGGAAAUUGACCGCUUCCUGGAGUCAUUUGAGGAGUCCAGGUCUCAGGUGCAGGAGAAGAUGACGCAGAGCCAGGAGGACACUGUCUCCCUCCUGGAGCACAGCAGCAGGAACAUGUUGCGGCUGCGUCAGGUGGAUACAGUGACGGCCAGUGAGCUGAGGAGCAUGCAGGAGGUGCUGGUCAGCAAGGAGACUGAGGUGGUCCAAUCAGCGAGCACCGCCAAGGGACUGACAACAGAGUCGCAGCGCCUGCAGCAGGACCUGGAGAAGGUGCAGCAGCUGGAGGGGAAGAUCACAGGAGAGCUCAGCACCCUGAAGGAGCGCGUCAGCACCAUGGAGACUGAGCUGCACACCUACCGAGACCUGGACACCCUGAGAGACACAGCCGAGGACAAGAAGAAGAGGCUGCAGGACGACCGAGUGUCACUGACUCAGCGUCGAGAUUCAUUCAAACAGCUGCUGGACGAGAUGAACCAGAAAUAUGAAGCUCUGAAAACCAAACUGCAAGAGAACGAGACUCACGCUCAGCUGGCUAACCUGGAGAGGAAGUGGCAGCACUUGGAGCAGAACAACUUUGUGAUGAAAGAGUUCAUCGCUUCGAAAUCCCAGGAGAGCGACUACGCCUCGGUGGCCAAGAACGUCUCUCAACAAGUGGCCGAGUACAACAAGUGUCUCAUCGAGUCGCUACAGAGCAACAGGAGCUGAACACACAGGGACACAAUGUGUAUUGUUAACACAGCGUGACUGAUUGGUUAUCACAUCCAGUGAGACUGGUUAGGAUAGAAGAUAUGCUAUCAAAUAUUUAUGGUUAACUGUCAAUGAUACUGACAUAACACCGCUCCUAGUAACCUUCACAUAUGUGUCAAUAAGACAGUCAUCUUAAAGGGAUAGGUCACCCAAAAAUGAAAAUUCACUAAUCAUCUACUCACCACUAUGUCGAUGGAGGGGGUGUUGAGUGUCAGGGGUUAACAGCGUUGCAACCGAAUCAAUUGAAAUAAAUGGUGACCGAGACUUCAACCGGUGUAAAUGACUGUUUCAAGUGGAUUUUGAAUGUCUGGGCUUUGGGACACUUGGACAACUCCACGCGAGCAGUAUGGAAACAUCGGCAU